Messenger RNA from Copidosoma floridanum, 570 nucleotides. Its product is annotated as RNA-binding motif protein, X-linked 2. Gene Ontology annotation, cellular component: catalytic step 2 spliceosome; U2 snRNP; precatalytic spliceosome. Gene Ontology annotation, molecular function: RNA binding. The record is from RefSeq and is a predicted model, not a curated record. NCBI's taxonomy places the organism in Eukaryota, Metazoa, Arthropoda, Insecta, Hymenoptera, Encyrtidae. Gene Ontology annotation, biological process: mRNA splicing, via spliceosome.
CCUUUAUUAGUGUCUCGGUCCACACACAAUUUGCUAUCAGCACUAUUUUACGAGAAAUAAAAAUAGUUUUAAACACUUGAAUAUUAAACGCUUCAUCAUGAAUCCUAUGACAAACAUCAAAAACAUCAAAAAAUUGAGUGAACAAGAAAUACAAAGGAGCUCGAAAACUUCUUGGCAUGAUGAAUAUAAAGAGAGUGCGUGGAUUUUUAUUGGAGGUUUACCAUAUGAUUUAACUGAAGGUGAUUUGAUUGCUGUAUUUUCACAGUAUGGUGAAGUAGUUAAUAUUAAUUUAGUUAGAGAUAAAGACACAGGCAAACAAAAAGGAUUUGGUUUCUUAUGCUAUGAAGAUCAGCGCAGUACAGUUCUUGCAGUAGACAACUUCAAUGGCAUGAAGAUUUUAGGUCGAACAAUUAGAGUUGACCAUGUGAAAGAUUAUAAACCCCCUAAGGAUUCAAAAAAAAUUGAUGAUGAUACACGAAAAUUGAGGAUGGAAGGCUGUGCUCCAGAAAGAAAGUGAUUGACAUACUAUGAAAAGUAACUUAUAAAUAUGUAAAUAAACAUUUUUAUUUA